UGAGGGGAGGGGUCAGAUUGGUUGUUUGCCGGUGAAACUGAAAAUUUUGUUGAUUUCUCGCUCGUUCUAGCAAUUUCUGCAGAUCCACGGUCAAAGGAACAUAAAAGGUUGCCAUGAGUGUGCCAAACAAAAUUGAGCCCUAUCAGCCGGGUCCCAACGUGGUGGACAUCACCCCAAACCAGGAUGGUGGCGUCCAGAAGGAGAUCAUUGUUGAGGGAACAGGCAGGACGCCGCCUAAGGGCUGCAAGGCCUUUGUUCACUACACGGGAUCCCUGCUGGAUGGCACCGUCUUUGACUCAAGCCGCAACCGAAGCUCUGCUUUCGAUUUUGAGUUAGGAAAAGGUGCAGUUAUCAAGGCGUGGGACCUCGGAGUGGCCACGAUGAAAAAAGGGGAAAAGUCUAUGUUUGUCUGCAGAGAGGAUUAUGCUUAUGGCAAGAGUGGAAGUCCACCCACCAUUCCACCACUUGCCACUCUUGUCUUUGAGGUCGAGCUGCUUUAUUGGGAAGGCAAGGAUGUAAGCCCUGAAAGUGAUAAGAGUAUUAUGAUCAACGUGCUGGAGGAGGGAGAAGAGGGCUACUACACCCUCAACGAUGGUUCAUCUGUCGAUGUUAAAAUCACUGGCAAAUUCCAAGACCAAGUUUUUGAAUCAAGAGAGGUAUCAUUCAUGAUGGGCGAGGGCGCGGCCCUUGGCAUCUGCGAAGGUUUGGAAAUUGCUAUUUCUAAAAUGAAGAAGGGACAGAUAUCAGAGGUUGAAAUCAAAUCAAAGUAUGCCUUUGGCAACGGAGGAAAGGCAGAAUUCAACAUCCCACCUAACGCAGACAUUACUUACGAAGUUCACCUGAAGAAAUGCGAACGAUCUAAAGAGAGUUGGGACUUGGACAUGGACCAGAAACUUGCUGAGAGCAAAACCUUCAAGGAGAAAGGCACUCACUACUUCAAGAUAGAAAACUACCCUGUUGCUUUGCGCAUGUACAAGAGAGCGGUAGACCACCUUGAAUACAGCGAUGACUACAGCGAAGAGGCCAAAGCAAAGAAAGCCGAAAUUACAGAAUUGCUCCUGCAGUGCCGAUUGAACAUUGGCAUGGUUUAUUUAAAAAUGAACAAGGACAUCGAGGCCAAGGAAAUUUGCACCAAAGUGCUCGAACAGCAUCCUACCAAUGAGAAGGCUCUCUUUAGAAGAGGCCAGGCUCACAUGAAUAUGUUGGACUAUGAUCUGGCCCAAAAGGAUUUUGAGGAGAUCUUAAAAGUGGAGCCAAACAACAAGGCUGCCGCAAAUCAAAUCAAAAUGUGCGGCUUAAAAAUCAAAGAGCAGCUCAAUAAGGAGAAGCGGCUUUACAAAAAUAUGUUCGAGAAAUUCGCAUCCAUUGACAAGCAGAAAGAAGAGGCUGAGAUGCAGAAACUGCCAGACGUGUUAAAGUCCCUUGGUGAGUGGGGUCAGGAGGAGGGUGAGAAGCGGAGAGGAACCUUUGAGGAGGAGAACCCUGAAGUCACGCUUCUCAACAGCGCAGGCGAAUUCAAAAACAUGUAGAGCAUUCUCUCUUACUAGUUCACUUUUGACCAAAGUAUUUUUUAUAAACAUUCCCAAUGUUGCGGCUUAUGCGUUCAGCUGAACAAUUCUAUUAUAAUAUCGAGAUGUAAAGUACAUUGUGUGCAUCACUUAUGCGCAGUGUCUGCUGGUCAUGCUAGUUUUAAAUUUGGCAGCAACAAAAAUAAUUGCAUUGAUGUUUAAUCAUCCAAAGGCAUACACUUGAGAUGCUUUUAAUUCCUAUUAUAUUUGAGAAGGUAAACUGGAAAGGCCAAACUUGAUUGAGGGCUUUAAUCUUCUCGGUUCACGCAUUCUCAGCUUGUCAAUAAAUAAUUAUUUGAGA
Neocloeon triangulifer is the source of this 1869-nucleotide messenger RNA. RefSeq names its product peptidyl-prolyl cis-trans isomerase FKBP4 (gene Fkbp59). The transcript is spliced from 9 exons. The record is from RefSeq and is a predicted model, not a curated record. Lineage: Eukaryota; Metazoa; Arthropoda; Insecta; Ephemeroptera; Baetidae. Gene Ontology annotation, molecular function: protein binding; peptidyl-prolyl cis-trans isomerase activity. Bases 114 to 1529 code for a protein of 471 amino acids.